AUGCCUCCCUCAGUGCCUAGUACAUGGCUACCCUUACACAGCGGCCUUCCCACAUCCCGGAAUUGCCUUCGAGAGUCCAAAUCGGGACGAACAAGCAAAGAUCCUGCCACUGAUGCUGGUACUAGCCCGUGUGUAAAUGCGUGUGAGUGCAAUACGAGCCAAUGUGUGCCGUCCUGCACGGGAGCCAUGGUCUUGUUCGCAGACAUGGAUACAGGUCGCAUUGAGUACAAACACACACCCUCGGCGUAUACUAACACUCACCACACCACGGACGGGGUGGGGACCGCCGCCCACGGCCACGCCGUUGCCAUAGCAACUGACAACGCCGAACGGGCCCAGCCCGCUGGGCUGGGGGGGUGCGGCAUUCUCGCGGACGAAAUGGGGCUGGGCAAAACCUUAGAAUUGAUAGGGAUCAUCCUGAGCAAUCCACGACCCCCUACGACCAUGCUACGCAACCAGUUGCUUGAUGCGCUGGUCACCGAUGUGACAGGACCAG
This is a messenger RNA of Sphaeroforma arctica JP610, 496 nucleotides long. RefSeq lists its product as hypothetical. The record is from RefSeq and is a predicted model, not a curated record. The annotation marks the transcript as partial. NCBI's taxonomy places the organism in Eukaryota, Ichthyosporea, Ichthyophonida. Gene Ontology annotation, molecular function: ATP binding; ATP-dependent chromatin remodeler activity. The transcript has a single exon.